AUGCCGGGCACAGCGGCGCGGCACAUGCGCCGACCGCCUCCGCCUCCGCCCGGCAAAGAGCGCGACGUGCUGAUGAUGCCGCUACUGAAACUACUGGAGGAGUAUGCGCCGCACGCUGUUGCCGAUGUAAAUGCGCGUGUGCGUCGCAUUGUGGAAAUUUGCGACGGCCCUUAUUUUGACCGCCACCUGGGAGACACAAAUGCACAAGCGUACCUUGCAGCAUCAAUGCUCCACACCGGCAUUUUUACACAGUUGCAGCCAGUGUCCCCCCAUAUACACGCCGAUCCAAGUGCGCCUAUGCGCGCCCUCUUAGACACACUCGCGGCGAUACUUGCCACGACAACUUCUUCACGAACCCUCUUGAUCGUUUACGAAAUUCUUUUGCACCUUGGCGACAUUAACUGGAACUGCUACCGGUGGCUUCUACUCGUGCACAAUAUAUGGGCAGGCCACUAUGCAACACAAAACCAAGCGCGGAUUGGCUCGGAUACGGGUAGUGUAGCUCCACCACUGCCCCUUCCCUCACGACAGACAUCGUGGAGUACUCCGGUAGAUGCGCCUGCGCCCUCCUAUAUCAGUGUUCGCACUCUGGAAAUCUGGCUGCAGCGGCGCGCAGCGGCGGUAAUGUACGAAAUGUUUUGUGCGGUGCGUCUACGUGCGGCAGAUUUGCGCUCGGUCAACGAUGUUUUUGUCAACCACUUGUUUGACCAAGUGGAAGCGACACGCGCACAUGCGGACGAGACGUUUGGCGCCUUGGUCACGGACCUGCUGCUCGCGAUGAACGAGCAGCACAUGGUCGCAAUCCAAGGCCCGUCAUUUGAAAUAUGGCCGUACAGUGUGCUUGGCAUGAUUCAAUCGCGUCUCCAUGCUACACGUACAUUUGCAGAAAACUUGGUGUUUAUGUUGAAUAGGACCCCGUCGACCACGCGAGAAGGGAGCCAAUUCCAUUUCCUCGUGCUCAAGCUUCUGGACGGUCUAUUUGCCAUGGAGCAAACAGCGAGCUACUUUUACAUGAACGACUUAAAAGUGCUUGUCGACAUAUUUUUGCGAGAGAUUGCCGAUUUGCCCGACACCAGCGAGCUUUUGCGCCAAGUGUACCUGCGCGUCUUGCAUGCACUACUUACACAGACACAACUAUGUACGGUGCCUUAUAAGCGCAAGCAGGUAACGCAUGUGCUCCAGGCUCUCAUCGAGCUUGCACAUCUCCGACCGAUCGAUCCAAACACCUAUGCGCUAACGCAGCGUUGCUUGCAAGCGGAGUGGUGCGUCGAUGGGGGAAAUGUACACGAAUCAACAACCAUGGUCGCAAGUAUUGGCGGCGGAAAGCCACACGCGGCAAGCGAUAUGAUUCCUGAGCGUACUUCGGACGGGGUCAUGUACCACGCGCAAACCAGCGACGCAGCCAUCAGUCAUUUACUCGUCUUGGGGCGCAUGCAAUCGGCAGCGGCGGGGGCAGCGACGAUGCGCGAUGUGCCGAGCGCGCUUGCCGAUGUCCUGUGGCCGGAUGCAUUACCGGAGCCACUGCAGCAAACUUCGCUUGACCUUGACGUCGCAUACUUGGAGCUUGCCACGACGCGCGAAGCUUCGCGCCCAGCUGAUGCAGAGGCUGAGCCGCGCCGCAGAAAAGCGCCGCAACCGCCCCAGACUGUAAGCACACAAAUAGAGCGCCCCGCACGCUCCAUACGCGCCAGUCCAGUGCGCACAGCGCAAAAUCUUGCCACGUUUGCGCCACCCACGCACGACACGUCGCCGCCGAUGAACCGCGAUGCCCAAAUGCGACCUUCACAGCGCCCCAACAGUAUGUUUGGCCGGAUCCGUAACACACACACGUAUGGAAAGGGCCUGCGUGCUCGGUGGCAAGCAUCGCGCGCCGAUGCCAACAACACAGUGCCGGCAAGCGCGUCGAGCCGCCGCCCUGCGCCGCCUCCGCCGUAA
Malassezia vespertilionis is the source of this 1935-nucleotide messenger RNA. It is a transcript of the gene LDB17, whose product is annotated as pre-rRNA processing. Bases 1 to 1935 code for a protein of 644 amino acids. The record is from RefSeq and is a predicted model, not a curated record. Gene Ontology annotation, biological process: endocytosis; actin cortical patch localization; actin cortical patch assembly. Lineage: Eukaryota; Fungi; Basidiomycota; Malasseziomycetes; Malasseziales; Malasseziaceae. Gene Ontology annotation, molecular function: Arp2/3 complex binding. Gene Ontology annotation, cellular component: actin cortical patch. The transcript has 4 exons.